UAGGUUUCCAAACAGAUUGAACUACAUAAUAACAAUAAUAAUAUCUAUAUGCAUACUAAUUUAUAUGUUAACAAAGCCUUUGAUUUUUUUUUUUUUUUUUUUGGUUAGAGGUACUUCAGAGGUACUCCAGUAUGUAAUACUAGAACUGUCAUUUUGCAUUAAUGUAAACAGAAAACUUACGUGUUUUUAACCCCUACUUUAAAUUUUACGGAAUCCGUCGAAAAACUGUCAGGGCGGAAAUGGUUUUUUUUUCCUCGCUCCAUUAAGAUCUGUCAUGGCGAAGGGCGGAAGUUGUUCCUCAAAAGCUCCAACGUACGUUAUGAAAUGUAACGGAAGGUAUUCAGGUUAACAGUUGUACGGAAAUGACAAUUCUAUAAAAACGACUGACAUUCUUAAAGAGGGCAAAAUGAGAUUAUUUGUCAGCUACAUUCGUGUUUGAGGAACUCACAGAUCAUGUCAGCAAUCAAGAUUGCCCUGCAGCAGAGCCAGACGAGUGGCAAAAGAAAAAACUGUGGAGCAAUGUCUGCAGAGGUGUCCCCAGACUCCAAGUGUCCCAUCUGUCUGGACAUAUUCCACGAUAUUUCUUAUGUGAACCGCUGCCUGCACAAGUUCUGUUUCCGCUGUAUUCUUGAGUGGUCCAAGAACAAAGCUGAGUGUCCACUAUGCAAACAGCCAUUUAAUUCAAUCUAUCACAGUAUAAAAUCAGAUGAAGACUUUCAGAAGUAUGAACUGAAACAGCAUGUGGACAAUUCUUCUUUUGGGUAUUUUGAGGGAGUGCGAUUUAGAUAUCGCACAACUCUAACUGGAGUACAUCGACAGGUGCGUGGAAGGACCUCUCCACCUCCAGACAAUGGGGUAAUGUUUGAAGCCUCAACAAAUCCUACCCAGCAGCGGCAAGAUCGCUAUAUUCGACGCAUGAUGAUGAGGUUGGCUGCCAAGAGAAGAGCUGCAAGUGAAGGCAGAGCGGUGGCUAAUGUUAGAGAGCAAGAGAUGAUCAACUUCAGGAGAGAGCUGUACCGUCGGGGAGUGCGAAUUAGGAAUGUUCAGGAUGGUGGCCGUUCCCGUGACACCUCUGCUGAGUUCUAUCGAAGGAAUCCUGCUUGCCUGCAUAGACUUGUCCCAUGGCUGAAAAGAGAACUUGUUGUGCUAUAUGGGGCCCAUGGCUCUUUGGUCAACAUAGUUCAACACAUCAUCAUGUCACGCAUUACGUGCUAUGAUAUGGAAGAUGGAGCUAUUCAGGAAGAGCUCAGGCCGUUCCUCCAAGGUCGAACAGAACACUUUCUGCAUGAAUUCAUCAGUUUUGCAAAAUCUCCCUUUAAUAUGGAGGCUUAUGACCAGCAUGCUGUUUAUGACUGCCCAGCCCCUUCCUCAAAUGAAGGCAGCAGUUCAAACUCGUCUGUAAUUGCUAUUUCAGAAGAUGAGAACUCAGUUGAGAUGGACCAUCCCAUAGAAUCCUCUUCUGCUCUGAGCUACUCUGUUUGGGAUGACGAGACGCCUGGGCCGUCAUAUUCUACUACAGCGGAGCAGGGCAGGACUGAGCAUCUGUCAGUCCUGGACACAGACUCAGAUAGCAGUUCAGAGGAAGAAAGGCGAGAGCUGGAUUCUUCUCCACAGCAAAUGAGUUCACAUAACCAAACAGACAUGACUCAGGUUGACAGUAAAAAUGUAGAUUGCACAUCUUCUGACAAUGACUGUGUUAUUGUAGGAUUUAUUAAGCCGACAGUAGAGAGGACUCCCGAGCUGGUUCAGCUCUCCUCUGACUCUGAUGAAUCUUCCAGUGAAGACACUAAAGAAUUUCCUCGUCAACCUCAACACAUCCGUUUCACCAGUUGUAGCCCUGCAGCUUCACGGAGUAGCAAUUCCAGUAGGGCUGGACAAUCAGAAAAUGUAGAAACAGAUAACCAUCAUCAGUUAAAUUUAAGAGAACAAAAUAACUCUUCAUUAUCUAGCAGGCACAAGACAUCCAACAAGACAGAAAACAUAGAUGGAUUUCGGGAGAGGCACAAAUCAAAGGACAGAGACCACCGGAGGAAGAAAAAGAAGUCAAAAAGUAGAGACCGCAGAAGCCCAGUGAUCUCCCACAGCAGUGUGAGCUCUCGUUCCACUGAGAGAGGUUAUUCUUUCUCCAGAGGCAGAGCAUUCUCAAAACAUGACAGGAAUUAUGAAAGAAGGGAUAGUGAUCAUAGCUAUCAGUCAUAUAGCCAUUAUAGGCGAGAGAGAAAUGGCAGUGUUACACAUUACACACAAAGGCAGUCCUACUAUUACAGCAGCCACAAGUACUCUGAUUUGCGCUUGCGCUCUCGCUCCAGGAGCCGCAGCAGGGACUCGCAAAGAAGAGACAGAAGGCGUUCUCGAUCGAGAACUUAUUCCAGCAGUUGCUCUCCAUCAGCAAAAAGGGAAUGUCAUCAAGACAAGCCUGGAGGGAAAAGAAAAUACAAAACAAGACAUUUGGAGGAGCCAUCCACAAAAAUACACUCAAGCCCGUAUAGAGAAGGUGACUCCAUGUCAUUAACAAAACAUAAGAAAAGAAAGAAAGAAAAGCGCCAUAAAAAAUCCCGAGAGAGGUCAAAAAAGACCAGCAUGGAACUUGUCGAUGAGGAAAGAGCACAUGAGCGAAGCAAACAUCACCAUAAAAAAAAGAAACACAAGAAGAAAAGCAAACGGCGCAGAAGUGUUGAACACAAGGAGAAAGGCUCACCCGCUGUCAUUACCAUUGAUAGUGACAGUGAUUGUUUAGCUAAUGACAGCCAGUGCAAUGGCACAAAAAGAGAAGACGUCAUCAAGAAUGCCACUGAUGACCAAGUUGACCACCUCCAUCCAGACUAAUCGUCCUAACCAUUUUGAUGGAUUAAUCUUUUUCUGCAGUAAACCGGCCAAGAGUAUUUUAGAUGAUGCCCAGACCUUGAAGGACAUUGUCAAUACACAUUUGCGUUUAAAUUUCACUUUUUUUUUUUUUGUUUGUUUUGUUUUUGUUUUAAAGAAAUAUUACAUGGGUCACCAGUGUAUGUUACAAGCAUAGAUGCCAAUAAUGAUCUAGAUGGAGGGUCACUAAUUGUUAACGACCAUGUAAUGUAAUGUUGAUCAUACAACAUUUUGUCCUCAGGGAUAAUAUUAAUUGCAUUCUUUUUUUUUUCCAAUGCUUUUGUAUUAAAAUUUAUUCAAGAAAUAA
This is a messenger RNA of Melanotaenia boesemani (Boeseman's rainbowfish), 3169 nucleotides long. It is a transcript of the gene toporsa, whose product is annotated as topoisomerase I binding, arginine/serine-rich a. Gene Ontology annotation, biological process: protein polyubiquitination; protein monoubiquitination. The record is from RefSeq and is a predicted model, not a curated record. Gene Ontology annotation, molecular function: ubiquitin protein ligase activity. Bases 454 to 2826 code for a protein of 790 amino acids. The transcript has 2 exons. NCBI's taxonomy places the organism in Eukaryota, Metazoa, Chordata, Actinopteri, Atheriniformes, Melanotaeniidae.